This is a messenger RNA of Gregarina niphandrodes, 849 nucleotides long. RefSeq lists its product as hypothetical. Lineage: Eukaryota; Apicomplexa; Conoidasida; Eugregarinorida; Gregarinidae. The record is from RefSeq and is a predicted model, not a curated record. The transcript has a single exon. The coding region runs from base 1 to 849 and encodes 282 amino acids.
AUGGACCUGUCGGUGCCAGAAGACGAGUUCUGGCAAGCGAAUGUAUGGAAUGAAGAAGACGACUCGGAGUGGGGCGCUGAUUCUGAGGACCUGGCUGAAGUGGCAGACGAGUUUGAUUCGGAUUUCUUCGAGUCUUCCAGUAGUAGUGAUGAGGGGAAUGAGGGUGAGAAAGAGUUGUUGAGACAGGAGGAAGCACGCAAGCGCAAAAAGCGGUUCGACUAUGAGAAGAUAACAAGAGUUCGUCAGCAGCGUUUGGCGAACAGCACGAGAACGUGGAGUGUUUUGGAGGAAGAUGGGGAAGAGGAGGAACAGACGAAGGGUCGAAAGGCUAAGAAGGUAACCCAAGCGAUGUUGCUGGCUGAGGCUCAGAAGACAGAGCAAGCAAAUCUUAAACUGUUACAAGCCCACCUGGAGCAGAAUAGUACUCAUCGGGAUACUACCACUGCUACACAAUACAAGCUAUUAACUUCUGGACAGAUCCGGACGCUCUUUUCGUGGAGCUCGGAACGUAAAAUCCAUAGCGAAGAGCUCAAAAAAUCCGCAGAACAAAUCGACUACGAACGCACACUGCCACCCUUCGAACGACAGCUGUACCUCUUCUCCAAUCUAUCCAAACCAAAAGAGUCCUCCUUCCCCUCCAUUUACACAGCACCCAAACCCAUCCUCACCCUCAACACUGGCCAUAAGUAUAUGGAACCUGUGACCAGAUCCCUGUAUAACACCGUUGACGAGUUCCAACGCAUGCGGGACAUAGCCCGAGGUGCUGACUACCAUGCAUUGGUAACCACGUCCAUGGGACUUUUGAAUAAGCUUUAUAAGGCAUCAAAACAUUCCGUCCCUCCAACAUGA